This is a messenger RNA of Calypte anna (Anna's hummingbird), 987 nucleotides long. RefSeq names its product dicarbonyl and L-xylulose reductase (gene DCXR). Gene Ontology annotation, biological process: xylulose metabolic process; glucose metabolic process. The coding region runs from base 54 to 794 and encodes 246 amino acids. Lineage: Eukaryota; Metazoa; Chordata; Aves; Apodiformes; Trochilidae. The record is from RefSeq and is a predicted model, not a curated record. The transcript is spliced from 8 exons. Gene Ontology annotation, molecular function: L-xylulose reductase (NADPH) activity; carbonyl reductase (NADPH) activity.
CCUCCGGACGAGCGGGACCCGCCCCUGACCGGCCCCACCGCCUAGCCUGCAACAUGGCACAGGACCUCAGCUUCCGCGGCCGCCGGGCCCUGGUGACUGGGGCUGGCAAAGGGAUCGGUCGCGCCGUGGCUUUGGCGCUGAGUAGGGCUGGGGCCCGCGUCACCGCGCUGAGCCGCACUGCGGCGGAUCUAGAAAGCCUCAAGCGAGAGUGCCCGGACAUCGAACCCCUGUGCCUGGACCUGGCCGACUGGGACGCCACGGAGGCGGCGGUGGGCGCGGCGGGGCCAUUCGAGCUGCUGGUGAACAACGCGGCCGUGGCGCAACUCCAGCCCUUCCUAGAGGUGACGCGGCAGGCCUUGCAGCGGUCUUUUGAUGUGAAUCUUGGGGCUGUGCUUCAUGUUUCCCAGAUUGUUGCUCGGCAGAUGAUUGCACAAGAGAUACCAGGUGCUAUUGUAAAUGUCUCUAGCCAGGCAUCUCAGCGUGCUCUGCACAACCAUGCUGUUUACUGUUCCACAAAAAGUGCUUUGGAUAUGCUGAGCAAGGUAAUGGCAAUGGAACUGGGACCCCAGAAGAUUAGGGUGAACACUGUGAAUCCCACAGUAGUAAUGACCGACAUGGGGAGAAUUAACUGGAGUGACCCUCAGAAAUCUGCUGCCAUGAUCAAUCGGAUUCCACUGGGAAAGUUUGCAGAGGUGGAUGAUGUGGUGAACAGCAUUCUCUUUCUGCUGAGUGAUAAAAGUGCUAUGACAACUGGCAGCUCGCUGAUGGUUGAUGGGGGAUUUCUUGUCUCCUAAGAUGAUACCUGCAUUUCACACCUGGCCUUAAUUUUCAUACUAGUAAUUCAUAGAUGUGGAAUGGACAGCAAACAAUGACACAGACCCAGUCUUGCUGGAGGAAAGGGGCAGUAGGGCUGGAACGUGUAUAAGAAGCGAAGCAGAAAAUUACCUUUAAAAGGCUGCUAUAUAAUAAAGAUCAUAUACACCGUCA